GAAGAAGAAGACAGAGGAUGCCAAAGAAGCACGUCUGCUGGCCAUUGAAGAGCAGCGCCAGAAAGACGUCGCAGCAGCUAAGGUCGCCGAUGAAGAACGAUUACAGCGACGAGAGUAGAUUUUCAAUGGAGAGCGAGCCUUGCUCACGAUGGCCGUGGACUGGCAGACUCAGGCCGAGACUGGGAAGAUGGAGGAAAAUGAAAGCAAGAUUGCUCUCCUCCUCUGCCAUCUCAAGGACCUCCUCGCAAUGUGCAUUGUACAGCAGGAGGACAUUCAUCGCCUCAGCAGUCGUAUACAGCAGUUGGAGAAACGACUUGUUGUCGCCCCCAUUGCCAGCGCCUCCAACACGUCUGACCGCAUCCACGCCUUGGAGAUCGACGUUGGGGCACUCAAGGACGGCGCGCAGAUACAGCGAACUGCCACCCAACACUUGGAGCAGCGGAUUUGUGCUGCUGCUGCCCAUCCAAGUCCCGUUGAACGAGAAACGACUCCCAAGUGGGACGGACAGACAAUCUUCUUCGAUUCGUCAAAGACGGACCCCAUACAGUGGUUCCGCAACUUUGAACUGACACUGCAGCUGCAUCUCGUCAGCAAACACAAGCACCACACGUACUUAUACUCCCGUUCAGGAGGAGCAUGCCAGGCAUGGCUGGACAAUCUCUUGUCCAAGUACGGCGUGGUUGCUGCAGACCUGCACACCCAGAUCAGUUGGGAAGAUCUGAAGGCGGCGUGGCACAAGCGGUUCCAAGUAAAGCCGCCGGAGAUCAAGGCAAUGGACAAAUUGCUGACCUUCGAGCAGGGCACGCUGCCAAGUGGUGAUUGGAUCACCGAGUACCAACGCUUGACGUCCGUUCCAGAUCUGCAGAUGGGCUUCAAAGCCAUCAAGAAUUAUUUCAUUUCGAGGUCGUGCCCGGCGUUAAGCAACGCGUUGACUCAUGUUGACGAGUACCUAACGACCACAGCAGAGCUCUUCGACAAGGCUGCUCAGAUCAUUGUCACGAACAAGGAGGCCAAGAACCUUGGCCGUUCGUCUGCAGCAGGCCCGGGCAGAGACCAGCAUCGGCCGAGAGUGGUCGUGGUCGCGGCGGCAAUGCCACCCGACCUAUCUUACAGCGAGGCCGUUGGGCUGUCCAUCCAGGGGCAGAGGCCGUCAGGGAAACUGAGCGUCGCCAAGAGUGAGUCGACGACACUCUUGACGUCUUCGGAACCGGUCUCUGCGCACAUCACCGUCCUUCAUUCCAAAGCACAGGCGGAAGUCGAUAGUCCUCCUCUUCUUCAUUCUUUUGAGGACUAUGCUGCUCGGCUCGUUCCUACGCUGGGUUCUCAUGCUCAAGGACAAGACAGGUGUGCGGUUUCUUCUCCAUCCGGCAGCAGCUCUUUAUUGUCUUCAGGUGGUUCUUCACAGGAUUCGGCACGCGAGUUCAACAUAGAGGUAUUGGACCCGCUCACGUCUGAGGACUUUGCAUGGCUUCCUCUCCCGACCACGGGAUGCUUGCCGGGACCGCAAUGCGCAGCACUCUGCGCUCAUCUCCACCAGUACUUAUCCUUCUAUGCACCACCAGCUUCACUGACGGAUGAUGGAGCUGCGGUGGGGGACAUCUUGGCGUAUGUUACCAAGGUGGCCCGCGAGUUUCGCACGCAGCGGUACGAUGACAACAAUGCACCGCUGAUGUAUGUCCGCAUCCAGGUUGGGCAAGCAUCCUCCAGUGCGUUGCUGGAUAGCGACGCGUCUCGCAAUUUUAUGAGUCAGUCCUUUAUGCAAAGGGCUGGCCUUGGCACACAAGUUCGGAGGAAGGCAAACCCGACGGCGAUCAAGUUGGCGGAUGCGACCUUCCAGGCGGCGAUGACCAACGAGUUUCGUGCUAUGUUGGACCGAUUUGUGCUGGUCUACCUAGAUGACAUUCUCAUCUACAGCCGGACUUUGGAGGAUCAUCUUGGGCAUCUUCGACGUGUGCUUGAGACACUCGGCUAUGCCAAGUACAAAGCCAACCGGGACAAGCGUGAGCUCGUCCGGCAGGAGCUUGAGUACUUGGGCCAUUUUCUCACACCAGAGGGCAUCAGUCCGCUUUCGGACAAGAUUCAGGCCAUCGAGGAGUGGCCGGAGCCGUGGAACGUCACGGAUGUCCGUUCGUUUCUUGGCCUUGCUGACUACUACCAGCGCUUCAUCAAGGGUUAUUCAAAGAUCGCGGCUCAUUUGACCAAGCUUCAAUGCGAGGACCGGCCGUUUGACUUCGGUGCGGAUGUGCAGGAAUUAUUUUUGGCCCUCAAGGCCGCAUUGCUCUCUGCGGAGGUCUUGCGUAUCUACGACCCGCAGUUGCCUACACGCGUCACUACUGAUGCGUCCGGCUAUGGCAUUGGUGCUGUCCUCGAGCAACACGAUGGAGUGGACUGGCACCCGGUCGAGUACUUCAACAAGAAAGUGUCUGUCGUGCAUUCCAUUGAUGAUGCACGCAAGAAGGAACUUCUGGCCUUCGUCCACGCUCUCAAGCGCGAUGUCACACGCUAUUGCGAGUCUUGCGAGGUUUGCCGUCGCUGCAAAUCUCGCAAUCACCGUCCGUACGGCGAGCUGCGACCAUUGUCGGUCCCCUUGCGCCGAAGGGAAGCGAUUGCCAUGGACAUCACAGGGUCGUUCCCCAAGCACAAGACCAGUGUGGAUGGGAUUCUCACGGUGGUCCACAGACUCACCAAGUUUGCCAUGUUUUUGCCUUGUCGCUAUCAUGCUAAGGCACCGGAGUUGGCCGAGGUUUUGUACGCCGAUUGGAUUCGAACCAAGGGUUACCCCGAGGAGAUCGUCUGCGACCGCGACACUCGGUUCAUGUCCGAUUUUUGGUUGGCGCUCAUCAAGCGAUGGGGCUCAUCUCUCAAGCCCAGUUCAGCUCGCCACUCCCAGACUGAUGGACAGACGGAGCGGGCCCACCAGACUGCACAGGUUCUCCUUCGCACUCUUAUCCGUCCUGACCAGAAAGACAAGGUUGAGCGGCUACCGGAUGUCGAGCUGGCCUACAACUCAUCUAUCCACCCGGCUAUUGGGAUGUCGCCCUUCGAGUUUGAGAACGGCUCGCCGGUCACUUCGCCAUUGGAUACCAUCAUUCCACGAGCGGCCGAGAGCGACGACCAUCUUCUUUUCUUGCGUCAGAUGCAAGAGCUUCUUGUCAAGGCACGCGACCAGAUGACGAAGACGCAGCAACGCAUGAGCCUGCAGGCCAAUCGCGAGCGUCUUCCUUGCCCAUUCCGCGCCGGCGACCUCGUCUGGGUUUCCGCUGCGGAAUUCAGCCUUGAACAAGACAUCUCUCGCAAGCUCCUUCCGAAAUGGAUGGGGCCCUGGUCGAUCGUGGCACCCGCUAGAGAUGCACCUGAGGGACCCUCCUUCAUCAUUCAGGUGCCAACCCAUUUGCCCGCCUAUCCGGUCUUUCAUUGCUCCAAACUGGCCCUCUACACGCCAGCAGACCAUAACGAUUUUUCCGGGCGACGAUCGCAAGACCCACCCUCUAUGGAUGGUUUUCAGGAGGUCAGCGACAUCAUCUCCCAGCGCCGUCACGGCAACAGGACGACUGAAUAUCUGGUCCAUUUUGCGUACAGCAGUCACAGAGCUUACCGGUGGUUGACCCGUGCAGACCUCCAAGCGAUAGCUCCGGACGUUCUCGCACACUAUGAACGUAAGAUGCAAAGCAAGCCGGUUUCUUCGGUUCCACGCCGCCCCCGCGUUCCGGUUCCACCUUCAGAUCGUCAGCUUCGCCCCCGACCCGGCUUGACUUCAUAAGGAGGGGGGGGUGUUGCAUGCUGCGCCUGCACACGCAGGCCAAAAGCCUGAACUUCAAGCUGAAAGCCUGAAAUCC
Chara braunii is the source of this 3836-nucleotide messenger RNA. NCBI's taxonomy places the organism in Eukaryota, Viridiplantae, Streptophyta, Charophyceae, Charales, Characeae. The record is from the annotation of a GenBank genome assembly.